CAAUGAUGGACCGCCACAAUAAAAGCGGGUUAGUGAGAUGCUUAUCAUUGGGAAGGUGGAGCCUGCUUGUCAUACCUUCAGUCGCUGCACUCAACAGACCACACACAUCGGGGGUGAGUUCACGCUGCAAAUCACGCUUCACUUUGAGAGAAAGUGGGACCGCUUUUCAGUUUGAUGGCAUUGAUGCUAUUUCUUAUGCUAUAUAAAUGUCCAAUUUAAGAUUUGUGACUUGGAGAGGCUCACAUUAAUCACAUGCGAGUAUCAUUUCAACAUCAACAAGUCAAAUAGAUUUAUGGAUAUUCUACCCAAGAAUGUGUAUGUUUGUUUGAAUACCUUGUCGGAAAACAAGAGGGUUGGCCUUAGUCACUGAGGCGCGAAGACAGAAGUGUAAAUCAUUUGUCUGCAUAGCGCAGUGUGUGACGGCAUGUGAGGAUGGUCUACACAGGUAUGUGUCAGAGAGGCACUGCAGCUUUUCAACAAUGUGAGAAGAAAGGAGAAACACUCCACUGUCCUGUGAGUGGAAGCCGUGUUGUUCCUCUUCCAGAUGAAUGCGGUGCCUGUAACGUGUCUUCUCUUUCCCCAGGCGCCGCCACUAGCUUCGAGGCUCUUGAGAACCAAAACUCCCAUGAGACCGAGGGGCUCGGCACAAAGCAACUGGUGGUGCGACGACGGAAACCUUUCAACGUGACUCUGCUGUUUCACAGCCGGCCCGUUAACCCUCACACGGAGACCCUGGUCCUGGAGGUUUGGCUAGGUAAUCUGUCAGAGAGGAUCCCAGUGCAGUUCUCUGACCAGCGCUCCGACCCCCACAGCUGGUCGGCCAAAAUCUACCCAGGCGGCGUGCAUCCUCAGUCGGUCAGCGUCCACGUCUGCUCCCCUGCUUGUUCCUCAGUGGCUCUGUAUCACCUCCUGGUGCACAUCGAGACCAACCAGGGCAGAAGGAGCUACGCUGUCGGAGACUUUGUGCUGCUCUGCAACCCUUGGUUGAAAGAUGAUCCGGUUUACAUGCCGCUGGAUGCCCAAAUACAAGAGUAUAUCAAGAGCGAUUACAGGCUGGUGUACAUGGGCACCUAUCAGAACAUUAGCAGGCGGCCCUGGUCGUUUGGUCAGUAUGAGCCCGGGGUGCUGGAGCUCCUGGAGGUCAGCCCAUAGCACCUCAGGGACAAAGACAAAGACUACAUCCGCCGGGCAGACCCCGUCUACCUCAGCAGAGUGAUAUGCGCCAUGGUGAGGGACGACAACUCUCGCUGCAUGUGCGAUCGACAUGUAGAAAAACGUGCACAUGCAUUCCCACCCCAUGCCUGUAAUGACGACCUGGGUAUUUUGGAGGGGAAGUGGCAGGGCAGCUACGGAGGUGGGGUCAACCCCUCGGAGUGGGAAGGCAGCGCCGACAUCCUGCACCGCUGGGUCUCGUCCAACUGCAGCCCCGUGCGCUACGGGCAGUGCUGGGUCUUUGCGGCGGUCCUCUGCACAGAUUUCAACUCCGCCCAUGACGGCGAUGGCAACCUGAAAAUUCAAGAAUAUUACUCGAGCACUGGGGAAAAGCUCAACCUGUCAAAGGACAGCAACUGGAACUUCCAUGUGUGGGUGGAGUGCUGGAUGAGGAGAGCGGACCUCGGUUCGGGGUUCGACGGCUGGCAGGUGGUGGACCCGACCCCCCAGGAGAUGAGUGCAGGGGUAUUCUGCUGCGGCCCUUGCCCGGUGGUCGGCGUCCGCCGCCGCUACAUCCGCGCCCCCUACGACGCGUCGUUCGUCUACGCCGCCGUUGACGCCAACGUCGUGCGGCUGAUCCUGCAUGAGGGACGGGUGGUGGGCAGGAAGCUGGACGCGGAGUGGGUGGGGCAGCUGAUUUACACCAAGAGCAUCGACUCGGACGCACCAGAGAAUCUGACAGGGGCUUAUAAGAGCAAGAAGAAAGUAAGACCAGGAGCAUCGAGUAGAGGCUGGAGGAGGGCUUUGUUCUCCUCAUAUGUGACGAAGAUCUUCUCCCCGUUGACUUUCCCAUUUCAGAGAAGCAACCAGCAGUCGUUGUGGGGAACAGGAUGGUGUCAGGUCAGUGGUUGUGAUGAAGCGUCUUCCCCCUCCACCUUUGACACUGUUGCUUCUUUUCACAACCAUCUCCCUCUCACUCAUACAGCAGUGGUUUCUUCGGCGUGCUACUCCUCUAUCCAAGCGGGCUUUCUGGAACCACGCACACAUCCCUCCCCAUCACCUCCGGGAGGAACGCCACCCGGUACGGAAGUGUCCCUAAGCAUCGAUGGGCGGCCGUCCGUUGGGGAGAACAUCUCCGUGCGUGUCACGGUCACAAACCAGUCGAGCCGCCCGAGGCUCCUGAUGGAGCACCUCGACGCUCAGCUGAAGGACUUCAGCUGCAACCCAGAGCGGAGCUUCUGGAAAGCACACAAAGAAGUGCGCAUACAGCCGGGGGAAGUCCUGACGCUCCACCAGACCAUCCCUCCCUGCCAGUACGAGUCGGUCCUGGCAGGCGACGACAUCGUGAACGUGGCGGUGGUGAUGAAGGACGUGAGGACCAAAGAAAGAGUCCUGGCUGCGCAGGAGUUCAACAUGAGCUCGCAGCAGAUAACCAUAGAGCCAGACGAGAAGAGCGAGAAGACGGUGACCAUCGUGGCCACUUCGGCCGGCACUAAACUGCUCAUGGCCACGUUCUCACACAGCAGCAGCCCCGGAGUCGUUUCCAGGAGCUUCCGCAAAGUCUCCGUCAUGGUUGCAUGCGUCCAUCCUCCCAAAAAGCACCAACAACGGGGAAUUGAAUUGCACUGAUAUGCAACAAGUACGCUAAAAAGUAUUUCAACAAAAUAUGUAUUUUGUACUUGUAUGUUUUUUCUGUAUUUACAAUAACUGUGCCUUCAGUAUUUAUUUUCUAGAGACAUUGUACAUGCUUUGUUUCCAUUAUAUUGUUUCACAUAUUUAGUGAAGUGACUUUAACGUGUCAAAUGUGUGGAUUUCCUCCUUUGAAUUGCGGCAACUCAAUUACACCACUAGGUGGCAGCAUUGGGGUUUCCAUUUGUGUGUCUGCUGCCUCUCUGAAUGUCACUCUGUCACUUUUGAGCUGUUGAAACGAGGAAUAUAAUUCCUUUUGUAUGCGUGAAUGUUUCUUUCUGUGGGUUCUUUUUUACUUUUCUGUUUGUCACUAGCUGGCUCCUGUGAUCGUUUUAUGGAAUUUAUGACG
Cyclopterus lumpus (lumpfish) is the source of this 3190-nucleotide messenger RNA. RefSeq names its product protein-glutamine gamma-glutamyltransferase 2-like. Gene Ontology annotation, biological process: peptide cross-linking. Gene Ontology annotation, molecular function: protein-glutamine gamma-glutamyltransferase activity. The record is from RefSeq and is a predicted model, not a curated record. NCBI's taxonomy places the organism in Eukaryota, Metazoa, Chordata, Actinopteri, Perciformes, Cyclopteridae.